CCUGGAGGAGCAGAGGAUUCUGACCUCACAGCUGGAGGAGGAGAGACGACGCAGAGAGACGGAGCUCCGCCCACAGGACCACUGAGACAGUGAUGGACAGCAGCAGCGAGCAGCUGGCUGGAGGUGAGGACGAGGCGGCCUGCACGUCGGCCUCGGAGGGCCUGGAGGAGGGGGAGGUGGAGGGGGAGACCCUGCUGAUCGUGGAGUCCGAGGACCAGGGCUCAGUGGACCUGUCACAUGACCAGAGCGGAGACUCUCUGACCAGCGACGUGGGCGAGGAGGCCGACGGAGGCUGGGCCUGCGAGGACAUGUCCUUCUACUGCGACCGCUGCCACAAGUGGGUCCCUGCAGCUCAGCUCAGAGCGGAGCAGCCCAGCUACCUGAAAGGAGACAACUUCUUCAAGUUCAUCUGCUGCGACUGCUCCGAGGACGGGAAGGAGAGCUUUGAGAGGAUGAGACUCACCUGGCAGCAGGUGGUCAUGUUGGCCAUGUACAACCUGUCUCUGGAGGGGACGGGCCGUCAGGGCUACUUCAGGUGGAAGGAGGACAUCUGUGCUUUCAUUGGUCGACACUGGAACUUCCUGCUGGGAACAAGGAAGAAGACGUCGACCUGGUGGAGCACGGUGGCCGGCUGCCUGUCGGUCGGCAGUCCCACCUUCUUCCGGUCUGGAGCGCAGGAGUUUGGCGAGCCGGGCUGGUGGAAGCUGGUCCAGAACAGACCUCCAACUCUGCGUCCAGAGGCGGACAAAUCCUCUACCAGGGCCAAAGCCUCCAAACCUGCCCUGGAGCCGAUCAUCACGGUGGAGGGCCUGAGGAAACGUGGAGUCAGAAACCCGGUGGAGAACGCCAUCCAGCUGAAGGAGAAGCGUAGCCGCACACAGGAGGCUAAAGACAUCCGGCGGGCUCAGAAGGAGGCGGUGGGCGGCUACACCGACCGCAGCGCCUCCUCCACGCCGGUCAAACUGGUAGGAGGCCGCGGGGGCGGCGGGCGGCGGGCCGACCUCGUCCUGGAGAAAGGUGAGGUCAUCGAUUUCUCCUCCCUCAGCUCAUCGGACCGAACGCCGCUCACCAGCCCGUCGCCUUCGCCUUCACCGGACUUCUCCGCUCCGGGGACGCCGGCGUCUCAUUCGGCGACGCCCAGUCUGCUGUCGGAGGCCGACCUGAUCCCGGACGCCAUGCCGCCACAGGCGCUGUUCCACGACGACGAGGAGAUGGAGACGGAGGGGAUGAUCGACCCCGGGAUGGAGUACGUCCCGCCUCCUCGCACCAACCUCCUCGCCCGCAAGAAGCUCCCCGCGCCGCCGCACAUCAAACGUGAGGCGGAGAGUGAGGACGAUGACGGCCUGCAGCGCCACGACGACUUUGAGGAGCCGGUGGGACGCGCCGAGUCCGUCUCUCUCGGCGGGGGAGGUGCUGGUGCAGGAGGACCGGAGCGGAGGAGGAUCACUCAUCCUGAGAAAGCAGAUGGAGCCGGCGGCGCCAUCCAGACUCCUCGCUUCACCUCCCUCAGCCUGUAUGAGGAGAGGAUGCUGCUGCGGCGGCUGGACGCCUGCCCGCUGGCCCUGGACGUCACCCCGCAGGCCAACCGCCUCCACAGGAAGCUGCUGGUCCGCCAGGCCAAGAGGCAGAGAGGGCUCCCCCUGCUGGACAUCGACCGGGUGGUCAGCGCCACCCUCAGCCUGGUGGGAGGGAUCUACGGCGGUGGGGACGGGGUGCAGGGUGGAGUCAUGGGGAAGUACUGCACCACCAGUCAGGAGAUGUGUAUUCUCGAUCGCUUCCAGACCAACCUCUCCAGCAGAAGAGGCUUCCAGCAGCAUUCUGUGUCCUUCUGGCGCCGACUGAUGGGAGCAGAGACCAGUUCAGACCAGACCAUCAAGAGUCCAUACACCGCCCGCAUCCUGAAGCCCUACAUCAGGAGGGACUAUGAGUCUCGUCCGGUGAAGCUCCGGUUGUUGGAGGAGAUCAGAUCCCACCCUCACAGGACGGAGACCGACUGGACCCCUGAACCCAGCCCCAUCGACUACUGCUACGUCCGUCCGAACCACAUCCCCUCCGUCAACGCCAUGUGUCACGACAACUUCUGGCCAGGUGUGGACUUGUCGGAGUGCCUCCAGUACCCAGACUUCAGUGUGGUGGUCCUCUAUAAGAAGGUUGUUGUUGGUUUUGGAUUCAUGGUUCCUGACGUGAAGUACAACGAGGCCUACAUCUCCUUCCUGCUGGUCCAUCCUGAGUGGAGGAGAGCCGGCAUCGGCACCUUCAUGAUCUACCACCUGAUCCAGACGUGCAUGGGGAAAGACGUGACUCUGCACGUGUCGGCCAGUAACGCCGCCAUGCUGCUGUACCAGAAGUUUGGUUUCAAGGCGGAGGAGUACAUCCUGGACUUCUACGAUAAGUACUACCCGGUGGACAGCACUGAGUGCCGGCACGCCUUCUUCCUCCGGCUCAGACGCUGAGACACCGACGGGGAUUCAGUCUGCAGCACGAUGCCUGGCUCAAAGGCAGCGGGACAGUAGCUGCUGAAGGGGGGGAGGCAGGUUUCCAGACUGCUGGAGCCCCAAACACUGAAAAUAUAUAAUUGAGCCGUAUUUUUGUGACCUUUGGUGAAAUGUACAACCUAAACGAUAGUUGAGAACAUCUGGACGGUGACGUCGUUCUUCAGGAGAAGAACGCAUCGUCAUCAGUAAAACAAACACCAGAAUGAAGUCUGGUUCCAUUAACGACUGUGUUUCAUCAUCUUUUGUCUCGUGCUUCAGUUUUCUAUUAAAACAAAAUGAAUCCAAUAAUGAAACUUCUCCUUCAAUCACUCUGCAGUUCAUCCAGCAGCUGUGACACUGAUCAGCUGUUAAAAUAAAGAGAUUCAACAUAGAAGUUCAGCUU
Messenger RNA from Anoplopoma fimbria (sablefish), 2877 nucleotides. Its product is annotated as cysteine-rich protein 2-binding protein-like. Lineage: Eukaryota; Metazoa; Chordata; Actinopteri; Perciformes; Anoplopomatidae. The record is from RefSeq and is a predicted model, not a curated record. Gene Ontology annotation, molecular function: acyltransferase activity, transferring groups other than amino-acyl groups.